This is a messenger RNA of Magnusiomyces paraingens, 3906 nucleotides long. RefSeq lists its product as uncharacterized. NCBI's taxonomy places the organism in Eukaryota, Fungi, Ascomycota, Dipodascomycetes, Dipodascales, Dipodascaceae. The transcript has 2 exons. Bases 1 to 3906 code for a protein of 1301 amino acids. The record is from RefSeq and is a predicted model, not a curated record.
AUGUCUACCGAUAAUCAUGAUUCCGAAAUUCCUACCCGCACCACACCCCAACCACCUGCGCGCCCGGCCCGCCGCCCAGCUCGCACUCCUGUCCAGACCUCUUCUACUCUUGAAGAUCAACCAAUUGCCUCUUCUUCAUUUUCUUCUUCCUCUUCAUCUUCAUCUUCAAUUGCCACGACCUCUGCUGAUACAUCCAUCAAUGAAGUCGCUCCCCUACAACCGCCGCAAGUCCCGCGACGCCCAGGAUCUGCUGCAAGCUCUUCUUCAACUUCUUUGACGCCUCCGUCUUUACCUUCGCGUCGGCCUGCAGUUCCUCGGCGACCCGACUCUCGUACCUCUUCUUCUGCGUCCGAAUUGACGCCUGAAGAAAGUGAUGGGGGUGCAGCACCGUCAAUUACAAAUUCUAACUCAGCCCAACAACCGCAAAAACUGCAACAAGAAACGGUGCCCGGCUUGCCACUGCACCGGCCUACACCUCACCACGCCAAAAGUGAGGACCCGGAAAUUGCAGCACGACACGUGGUCGAAGCGCUUGAGGGCGCGGCUAGCGAGGCUGUUGCGGGCUCGAGCAUGCCGAGUGUCCCGAGCCGACGACCAGCAGUGCGUGAAAGCAGUAGUGUGGCAACUUCAUCAACUUCCGAUUUGAGUGAAUUAAAUAAAGAAAGGGCACCUGUAGUUUUGCGACGACCGGUAACUGAUCAGGAAGAAGCUGAUGAUGAGGAAGUUGUCGUAGAGGCUGUGGCGUUGCCUGCGGGUGAUGACGAAGAUGAGGAAGUUGUGAUUAAACCAAUUGUUCCGAAAAGACCAUCUGGUCAUCACGAAAUUGAGGAGGAGACUUUUCAACAAAGACCUAUUAUUCCUAAACGGCCGUCAAUUAAGAAGGAAGAGGAAGAAGAUCUUGAGCAAGAACCAAAGAUUAUUCAACCAAUUGUUCCUAAAAGACCAUCUUCUGUAUCAAUUAAGAAGGAAAUUGGAGAAAAAGAAGAAGAAGAAGAAGAAGAAGAAGAAGAGAAUCCCGUUGCACGGCCUGUGAUUCCCAAGCGACCCUCAUCUACGUCUGUCCAGAUAGAAGAAAACGAUGAAGAACAAUCGAAACCAAUUAUACCUAAACGACCUUCUGUUUCUUCAAUCCAUGAAGAGAGGAAGCAGCCAGUGGUUGAGGAAGAAAAAGAAGAAGAACCCAAGAUCAUUCAACAACCAAUUGUGCCUAAGCGACCUGUUCCAUCGAUUAAAAAUGAAGAACAAGAGGAAGAACCUAAGAUUAUCCAGCCUAUUGUCCCUAAGCGACUUUCUGUUUCGUCUACAAAAGAUAGUGAACCUGUGCAAGAACCAAAGAUUAUUCAACCCAUUGUUCCUAAACGGCCUUCUGUUUCUUCUAUAAAUGAAGCUGCCGAAAAAGAGGAAGUAGGACUUGUUACUCAAAGAUCUGUUGAAGAAACAGAACCUAAAAUCAUUCGUCCUAUUAUUCCCAAGCGACCUUCUUCAAACUCCUCUACUGAGGAAUCAAAACCUGUUAUCCCACAAAGACCGAAAGAAACUCCGGUUGAAGACAAGGCUCAAGAAAAAGAAGAAGAACUUGUUGUCGAAGCUGUUACACCUUCUGCGGGUGCUGAUGAUGAUGAGAUGCUUGUCAUCAAGCCUUUUGAUUCAGAGACUGACCUCAACAAGCCCAUUCUUUCCCACCAUGCAUCUACAGAAGAAAAAGAAAAAGAACAAGAAGAACAGCAGCAAUCCAAGCUUAACAAACCUCUAAUUCCCAAACGUCCAUCUGUUGGAGGCUCUUCUGAAGACACAAAGUCUCUUCCACCUGUGAUUCCUAAAAGACCUUCAGUCGGCAGCGCUGAUGACGCUCAUAACCAUGCACAUUCAUUGGGAAAACACGCUCCUCCAGUCGUACCGAAGCGCCGAUCCUUUGGCGAGCAUGGAAAACCUGCACCAUCUGUACCAUCGCGCCGUCCUCCCACUGGUGAGAAACGUGUUCCACCUAGCAUCCCUGCACACAAGCCUGCAGUCCCGCACCGUCCAGCACGUCUGUCGUCUAAGAUCCAAGCAGCGGCUGGAAUGUUUAGCGGCGAACAGCAGCAAGGUCACGGUGAUGGCGAGAGCAGUGGGCCGUCCUCAUCAUCUUCCUCCUCCUCCUCAUCAUCAUCAUCAUUUGCACCAACGGUUCCACCCAAACCAAAGUUCCGCCCAAGUGGCGUGGCUCGUAGUCCUAUGGUUACAGGAGCAGCAGCAGCUACAUCUGAAGAGGGUAAUUCGAGUAGUACUAGUUCUGGAGGUCUAGGAAAAGUGAGUGCAUUACGAGCUUCGUUGUUUAAAGACCUGGGUAAUGUGAUUGCACGUGGAGGUGUGCCACCCAUGUCGAUGGCUUCUAAGAUGCAGGAUGCCAGUUCUGAAAACAAGGAAGAAGGAGGAGAAGGUGAGGAGGUAGAGGAGCCUGUCAAGAAGAAUGAUAAGAAGCUUGGAGAUAUGCGUCGUGGCCGUGCGCGUGGUCCCCGCCGCAAGUUACCUAGCGAGGCAGCCACUCCUCUUAAGGAAGAAGAGCCGUUGCCAGUUGCUUCUGGUAACCAGAAAAAGAAGGUGAAGGAGAUGGAGGAAGAUAAACAUGUAGUUGUUUUUUACGAUGUGUGGAGCCUUGGAGAAGGGGGGCUGGUGUUUACGUCAGUUGAAGAGCAAGAUCGUAAGAGAGAAGAAGAGGCAAGAAGAAUUGCAGAGGAGAAGCGCAUUGCGGAAGAGAAGAGAAUUGCUGAAGAAAAGCGCAUUGCAGAAGAAAAGCGCAUUGCAGAAGAGAAACGUAUAGCUGAGGAGAAACGUAUAGCUGAGGAGAAACGCAUUGCUGAGGAGAAGAGAAUUGCUGAGGAGAAGAGAAUUGCUGAGGAAAAGCGAAUUGCUGAGGAAAAGCGAAUUGCUGAGGAAAAGCGAAUUGCUGAGGAAAAGCGAAUUGCUGAAGAGAAGGCAGCUGAAGAAAAGAGAAUUGCUGAAGAAAAAGCAGCUGCUCAGAAGUCAUCUGAAGGUGCUCAGCAUGAAAAGAGUCUUGAUGUUGUUGAGGUGCCUCAAGUUGAGGAGAUCAAGAAGGAUGCUGGUGGUAUUAUUAGCAAAACGUCUGUUGAGGGAGAGGAGUCUGAUAAUGAAGAGGACUUUUUUGAUGCAACAGGAUCUGCUACAACUAGUCCACGCGCAUCUGCUGGUCAUCAUGCAACAGCUGGGCAUGUUGCAACAUCUACUGUGGUCAUAGUGGAACCAUCUGAGGCUCAUUCCACAAAAAAGGAGGAAUCUAGCAAGGAGGAGGAGGCUGUGGAGGAAACUACCCCUUCUGCCGAGAAAACAAGGAGUGAUAUCCCUAUUACUGGUGCUGCCAAGACAACAAUAGCAACAGCAACUGUGGAAAAUGAAAUUUCACCAGCAGCUUUGACACCAGCAGCAACAGCAACAGAUAAAAGCUUGGAAACCCAAGAGCUUGGCCGUGGCGUGGGUAUCCCACUUGACGAAGAAGAGGAGGGAUUUACGGUUGUGUCUUCUUCUACGAUUUCAUCUUCAACAAUGGGUACUACUAAUACUAGUACUACUACGACGGCAACUGCUGGCACUGCUCAUCUACCAGUAAACGGAGCGGAAGAGCAGGUUUUGGAGCCUGGCUACGAGGUUGUAUCUUCAUUGACGCCUAGUAGUGGUGGAGUUGUGGCUGUUGAUGAAGAUGAAGAUGAAGAUGAAGAUGAAGAUGAAGAUAAAGAAGAUAUGCCAGGAGGUGUUGUUGUUGUUGGUGUUGAUGCUAAAACAACGGCGGCGUUGGUUGGCGCAGGCGGUAACAGCAAUAAUAACCCUAGCCCUGUGGUUGAGAAAGAGGAAGCAGAGGAAGAAGAAGAUGAUGAUGUCAUAGUGACUGCACAAGUUACGCACAGCACGUGA